AGCAUCUGAUGAAUGACGUGACUCGCACAGAAGCCACCACCGCCGCACGUCCCUCGCUCUUCGCGGGAAUCAGGCAGUCAGCAGCCGUAGCCAGAUCCCUGACGUUUGUUUCGUCACGACUGGAGGUCGGUCCACCCAGCUCCCAGCUCCCAACUCCCAACUCCUGCUCCCUGCUCCCAGCUUCCAACUACCAGCUCCGCCUACUCGUGGUUGUGUUUACCCAACAUCGCGCACUCCUCUCUGCACGCAUGCGGCCUCCUCUCGGCAGCCUCCAUUGAGACCAUUGAGACGAGCUGCACCUGGACCCGGUGGCCACAUAGCCACAUUGCCAAACAACCAAAUAGCCGGCAAAAACAGUACUCGCUACGCACCCUGCGUAUCCACAAUCUUAACCGAGAAGUCCAUGAUAUACGUCUCAAACAUAGCCCCCAAAAGAUACCCUCAACCCACAUAAAUCGUUUGAAAAGUCAGUCGAAAUCCAAAGAUUACAAAGAUUACAAGGUCGAAACAUAAACCAUGUCCAUGUCACUGAGGGAGGGAUCUAUGAGCCAGGACAAUGGCAGCAUGUACAAGUCGAGUGCCAUUGAAGUCGACCCGAAGAAGAAGUCGGUGCAGGUUCCCCAGGCGCCCGGCGAGGAGGGGAAGCCGAAGAAGAAGGACGGCAUGCACCACUACAUGGCGGAGACCCAGGCCGACUUGCAGUACCGAUCCCAGAUCAAGGUGGCGGAGAAAGUCGACGACGAGGAGGUGGACAUGACGCCCAAGCCGAUCCUCAACGAGGCCUACGUGGAGCUGUUCAUGAAGUACAACCUGAACGUGCUGCACCAGGUGACGAACUUCACCACGAUGAUGUCCCAGAGCCAGCCGAGAUCCCGGACUCGCUCCAGCAUGCGGGCGGGCAUCGGCGGCAACAAGCUCUCCAUCGACGACCUGAUGAACGGGAUCAUUUACGAGACCAUCAACUGGGAGCCCUACAGCACCGUGGAGGCGAGGGAGCUGGCCUACGUGCCGAGGCCGUACACCCGCUCCUUCGUGAAGAUCACGCUGCGCAAGUCGGAGCUCUUCGAGCUGCACAGCCAGCCGCAGACGACGGUGGCCAAGGGGUCGCCGGAGGGCGAGGAGGCGGAGCGGGACAACCGGCUCUACGAGUAUCUAACGGUCGGCAAGGGCAAGGUGCGCCGCCGCUCGGACAACGACGCCCAGACGGACACGGUGCUGGUCACCUCGCGUGCGGCCAACACGAUCCUGAUCAGCAAGGCGACGGUCAGCUCGUACGUGUCCAACUUCGAGAUGUACGACACGCUGAACAACAUCAGCAAGGAGUACGCCACCUCGAUGAUGGGCUCGGUGAAGGACCUGCCCGCCGCGCUGGCGGCGCAGGCCGAGGAGGGGGAGGUCCUGGAGGACGAGGUCGAGGCCGUCGCCGAGAAGGACAAGGUGACCAGCCAGACCGAGCGGCUGCUCCGGAGCGCCGAGUUCCGCAACGCCGUCAUGUACAUGGGCCGCACCCUCUCGAGCAACAAUAACGAGGCGGGGAUGCGGCGCUUCCGCAACUUCGACCAGGUGGAGCGCUGGAACGCGGAGGCCGAGUACGUCUACUCGCUGAACCUGCUCUUCCGGCUGGUGCCGGAGCCCAGCAAGAACGAGCGCAAGGCGGUCAGCGACAUCGACUUCUGCCGCAGCAACGGCGACAUCCUGGCCGUGGCCUACGGCCUGUACUCCUUCUCCUCGCAGCGCGUGCCCACCUCGGGCAGCGUCUUCCUGUGGAGCGUGAAGAACCCGGGCGAGCCGGAGCGGGCCUACUACUACGACGUGCCGGUGACGGCCAUCAGUUUCUCGCCCUUCCUGCCCAGCCUGCUGGCCAUCGGGCUCUACGACGGCGGCGUCGAGGUGCGGGACGUGAGCAGCCUGCAGGACAUGCCCGUCGCCGUCUCGCAGCGCAGCACCUCGCCCGGCUCGGCGCCCGUGGUGGCCAUCCGCUGGAUCAAGCAGGUGGCCGACGACGAGGAGGAGGACAUCGACCCCUUCCUCAGCCUCUCGCAGGACGGCUCCGUGACGCGGUUCCGCAUCAUCAAGAGCCCCUUCCUGCUGGGCUUCACCCAGAUGACGCUGGAGCGCGUCGAGGGCCACCCCGAGGGCAUCUUCGUGCCGCCCUCCUCGCGCAUCCCCUGCGAGUCGAACCGGCACCCGCAGGGCCUCAGCCUCACCACCCACCCGCUGCACAAGGACAUCUACUACGUGCUCACCGACGAGGGCUGCAUCCACAAGUGCUCCAUCAACUACCAGCACCAGUACCUGGAGGUGCUGCGCUGCCACGACGGGGGCGUCACCGUGAUGGAGUUCUCGCCGUGGUCGCCGAAGCUCUUUCUCACCUGCGGCAACGACUGGUUCGUGCGCGUCUGGAUCGACGGGAUCACGCGACCCCUGCUCGAGCUGCAGGACGAGAUGACCCCGGUGCACUGGGCCAAGUGGAGCCCCACCCACUCGACGAUCAUUGUGUCGGUGAACCGGGAGACCGCCAACGUCUGGGACUUCCGGCGCAACUUGCUGCGACCCAUGUCCAAGCACAAGAUGGACUCCUCCUUCAACACGGUGGCCCGGUUCUCCCACUGCGGACGCACCCUGGUCAUCGGCAACGAGCGCGGCAACACGCUCUUCAACGCCCUCAACGACAUGCCCUUCUCGCCCCACUUCCAGUACGACGAGUUGGAGAAGGCCAUCUUCAAGGCCGUCGGCAACGACCACGAGCUGCUCAUGGAGCUGAAGAGCAUCGGCUUCUUCGGCUACCCCGACAAGAGAGCCUUUUUCUAGAUUUCACUGGAUUUGGUUCGUUGAAAUAAAGAACAUGCAAAAGCGAACAA
Messenger RNA from Drosophila ficusphila, 2861 nucleotides. RefSeq names its product dynein axonemal intermediate chain 4 (gene Dic61B). Bases 517 to 2811 code for a protein of 764 amino acids. Gene Ontology annotation, biological process: cilium movement. The transcript has 7 exons. Gene Ontology annotation, molecular function: dynein light chain binding; dynein heavy chain binding. Gene Ontology annotation, cellular component: axonemal dynein complex. The record is from RefSeq and is a predicted model, not a curated record. Lineage: Eukaryota; Metazoa; Arthropoda; Insecta; Diptera; Drosophilidae.